AAUAUCCGACUCAAAAGAACGACUCACCGACAUUGCUGUUUGGCCAGUACUAUCUUUGCAGAGUAAAUUUAUGCUGUCGAACUUCUAGUUAAAUUUCCCCAGAGUUUCGACAUUUCCCUAAAAUCUAGUCACUGCACUUUGGACUGUUAGUCACAGGGAAGUUUGGUCUUUAUCUCCUGUGGGUAGUUUGAAGUCCAUCACCUCCGUCUUCAGCAUGUCUCUGACAGUGUCUAAGGGUGAGGGUUUGACGGUCAUCACCGUCUCCUCAAACCCAAAGAGCAAAUGGCCCGUACUGUGUCAGAUUCUGGCUUCUCUGUGCUGCAGUCCAGUGUGUUUCGUAUCCCAGAAUUUGAAAGGAAAGCUGAUGAACACCCACACAGCUCUUGGGACUAUGCAGAUAAUAGUUGGAGUCAUCAAUAUUGUGUUUGCGAUUUUACUUCAAAGCGUUUGGAUAUGGAGCCUCAUUGUUGAUAGUAAUGCUGGUUAUUGGAUCGGUGGUGUGGUCCUUGUAGCUGGAAUCGUGACUAUUCUUGGAGCUAAAUUUCCCAGUCCUUGUCUGCUGGUUAUUGCAAUGAUUCUGAACAUCGUCAGUGGUGCACUGGCUAUCGCAGCUGUUGUGCUGUAUUCAGUGGACUUGGCAAAGGGAACUUAUUUAUACUGCGACAAUGAAUAUUAUUCAUCUUACGAUAACCCUGCAACUCAUUCCCCUGAAUCUAUGAGGAGAAUGGAGAUCUGCAUGCAAUACAAACAUCUAAUUCUGAUGAUCGUCGGAGGACUAGAAAUCAUGAUGAUAGUGUUGUCGGUCCUUCAGCUCUGUGUGACGAUCAGUUUCUGUGUUUUGACUGGGAAAGCUUUGUGCAAGAAGGAUGAAGAUGCAAAGGAUCCAGAACUUUACAAGCAGCUCCUGGAAGACGACACUGCCGUUCCUGUAUGUUAGAGAGAGAACAUACAAAGCAACAAAUAUAAACAGUAUAUACACCGCCUCUCAGUAUAGUACUGAGAUGAUUUAAAGCAGUUUAUACCUUGAUACAUGUUUAUUCUUCUGAGUGUUUUCCUUAAACAUUUGGUUACUUCUUGAAAAAAGGGGAGCUUUUUGAAAUAAAUGACAUGAGAACUUUGGCAUCACCCCUUUUUAUAUAUAUUUGUUCCUUUUGUAUUAAGUUUAAAAUAAUUACAAGUUUACAUUUGUCACCUUUCAAAACUGACCUUAGAUGGAGCAGGUUUUCAUCCCAAUCUGAUGUUUAAGACAAGUGGUUCUGGUAUUGUCUCAAUAAUUUCUCAUUUUUGAGAAUUUUAAAAUGAAGUCCCUUUUGCUUAUGCAAAGAUACAAAACAGAUUCAGAAUUGCAAUGAUUUGACCUGAAUUAUCUCUCUGUAGCUAUUUGCACAAUUCCACCAGCAGGUGGUGUUAACACGCUGGAGUGUAAUGGAAAUCUUUUCCAUUAAGAGAUGGUACAUAGCUGUGCCAAGGCUACUGUAAAGCUAAAUGUUAUCAAAAGUAAGAACUUUCACCAUGAACACUUGCCCCAUAAGCGCUCGAAACCCAAAAUAUCAAAAUUGAAAAGCUAUUUCACAACAUAUAAGAUCUAUUUUAUGGUGUGUAAAUGUAAGCAUUCCUUCAUGGCUUGGCUUACAUUUGACUUCAUUUGCUACCACUUUUGACAUUGACAAGAUUAAUAUGCCAAAAGCAAAUAAAAUCUUGUAAGUUUGAUUUUAUAAUCUCAGCACCUACUUAUCAUGAGCACCUUAUUCCAUAUUGCACCAAAAAUAAAUGGACACAAAAUGUGUCCAUGUAGCAAUUGAUUGACUGAUUGCCAAAAGCAAGUUUGAUUUUAUAAUCUCAGUGUCUACUUAUCAUGAACACCUUAUUUUAUAUAGCACCAAAAAAUAAAUGGGACACAUUUGUUUUUGCUACAAUAAUCGUCUGUCCUUUUUAUAAUCUCAGCACCUACUUUUCAUGAGCACCUUAUUCUAUAUAGCACCAAAAGAUAAAUGGACACGUUUCUUUUGCUAUAAUAAUUGUCUGACUGUCCUUCUUAUUACAAGUCUUGUUACUAAAUAAAGACUAAAAAAAAGAA
Molecule: messenger RNA, 2077 nt
Organism: Megalobrama amblycephala (Wuchang bream)
Lineage: Eukaryota; Metazoa; Chordata; Actinopteri; Cypriniformes; Xenocyprididae
Gene: tmem176l.1
Product: transmembrane protein 176l.1
Exons: 7
Coding region: 215-937 (240 amino acids)
Cellular component (GO): membrane
Source: RefSeq, a predicted model, not a curated record